GAGACGGGCCCUCCUAAGAAACCCGAAUGUCAGAACUUCCUGAAGGCUCACUCUUUGUGUGGCACUGGAGGUCGACCGCUGCUCUGCCGCUCAGAGAGCAGGCCGCCACCAGCUGCAGAAGACUCAGAUUCUGAGAUACAUGUGAGAGGACACACGGUGGACUUUGUGAGUCAUAACGCUCGUGCUGCAGGGAAGACGAACCUGAGGAGAUCUCAGUCCUUACAGAACCUCCGAGACAAACCACCACCCAGCGCCGUGAAGGGCAAAGUGCCACAAUAUCUGGAGCAGAGGAAGUUGCAGUGGAAAAAGGAGGAGGAGGAGAAGAGGAGAAACACUCCUGAUCCGUCCAUUCCUGCUGGACACACUCAGAUGUCUGAAAGAGAGAGACAAGAGACCCUGAGGUCCCUCAAAGAAACUCACAGGUCUCUGGUCAGUGAGCUGCUGUCUCUCCCCAUCAAAGCCGACACACUGAGCGUCCGCUCUCGACGCGCUCAACUCGACCAGCGUCUCUCGGAGGUCGAGGAGGCCGUCAAAAUCUUCUCACGGGACAAAGUCUAUGUGAAAGUCGACUCUUAAACACCACAUUCAUAUCAGGCUGUUUCUUCUGUAUUUAUGUAUUUAUUAGUUAGCAGCAGAUGAUUUUUCAUUUCCUGAGUUUACUGCAUUUGAACGCUUGACACUAUAAAGAGAUUUGUGACUAAAUAUGAUGCAUAUUAGUGGCAGAGAUCAUUGAUUUAUUUUUUGCUAAUUAUAUUCUGUAGUCAUGCUUUGGUUAGAUAAUCAUGAG
Sinocyclocheilus anshuiensis is the source of this 787-nucleotide messenger RNA. Its product is annotated as enkurin domain-containing protein 1-like. The transcript is spliced from 4 exons. The record is from RefSeq and is a predicted model, not a curated record. Gene Ontology annotation, cellular component: cytoplasmic microtubule. The annotation marks the transcript as partial. Lineage: Eukaryota; Metazoa; Chordata; Actinopteri; Cypriniformes; Cyprinidae.